Messenger RNA from Linum tenue, 1663 nucleotides. The record is from the annotation of a GenBank genome assembly. NCBI's taxonomy places the organism in Eukaryota, Viridiplantae, Streptophyta, Magnoliopsida, Malpighiales, Linaceae.
UGCCAAUGAGCGGGGCAGGCGUGAUUCCAGACGGAGUCUGGUCGCCGGAGGAGGUACAUGAGGGCAAAUUAUGAGCGUGUGCUGGGUAGCGCUAACUCGGAGUCCUUUGAUUUGAUUAACCCGGACGAGUUGGGAGGGUCAAGAACUCGGCGUGUUCUCGAUGAGGAGCUGCUGACAAAUCAAGCCAGCGGCCAUUUCACAAGUUAUCACUACUGCUACUGCUACUUCAGGGAGCGAAGAGAAAACUGGGUUCGUUUUCUUGGUGUUCGGAUUGGGUAAAAGGAGGAUUCUUUUUCGAGAAGUAUUGGAGGGGGAUUGAGAGAGAAAAAAAAGCUACGAUCUUGGUAAAACGAGCUUCCUUUAAUCUUUAUGUCCCCGUUCCCAUUUUGCUUGCUGGCUGGCUGGAAUUUCUUACGUCCUGCCUUCCUUCUGAAUUUUGAUUUGAAGAGCUCGCUAGUUUAACCAGAUUGUGCAAGGAAAGUCCGUUGUGUUUUCGUUGCUGUUCGGUCAAAAAAGGGCUAGCAGAAUCAGGAAGAUUCUUUUGUAUGGCUUAUUCAAUGAGUGUGGCACCAGUUUGAGAAGAUUGUGUGUCCACAUAAUGAGGGGAUAUCCUGGCCAUACGAAAAUUUACCAGGAAACAAACAGAAGCAGAACUUCCAAGAGGGGAGAACUACUAUCUGGAGGUCUUGUCAAUUGGUCAUGGACAUGGCGAUGGGACCCAUUUUACUGCCAGGUAGUGGCAGUGAGAACAAAAGGAUUAUUCAACACAUCUUCUCAAUGUGACAAAACUGCAAUAAUAUGUGGUCUGAAAUCUUUUCUGGGUCAUGGAAUGGAAUCCAGACAAUUUCAAGGGUUCCUUCGAACACCAGAUAUUUCCUUUUGUUGCUACAGCUGUGUUGAUUUGAGCAGCCAGCUUCUGCAAUUUGCAAACAAAAAGUGCAGGCAGAAGUCUUGGUAGCCAGCCUAGAACUUGCAAGGGAAAACCUGCAACACUUGCAGAGGUGAUAAGAAUGUUGGAAGGGAGGGGUGUGGUGAGGGAGACAGACAUGCCAGAGGAGAUGCAAGGGCGUGUACUGGAACUGGCAUACCAGGCUCUUGAUCUUCAUGAGGUUUCUGAUUGCCAAUCCAUUGCUCAUUAUAUCAAACAGAAAUUUGAUGAAGACUAUGGAGCAGCAUGGCACUGCGUGGUUGGCAAAGAGUUUGGUUCCUGCAUCACUCACCUCCGUGGAACUUUCAUCUUCUUUGGGGUGGAGAUGAUGGAGUUUCUCAUCUUCAAGGAUGGCAACGACUUCAGCCUCACCAAGGAAGAAGCUGUUGGAGUUCUGCAACUGCAAGACUCCACCAAAAAGAUCAAAACCUGAAAAUAGAUUUGCAUACUUAAUCUCAUUUUGUAUGACUCGUCGUCCCUUUUCAGAAUGUUAUGUUUCUUCUCGUGAACAAUUCAGAAUGGAAUAUAUCAGUUAGAAUGGAUUAAGUAAACACAAGCCAGCCGUAUUAGGAUCUCUGUAAGAAUCAUAGUUUCAACUCGACCUGGUAUGAGAAGAAACCAAGAGGGUGCAGACAAGGAUGUAACCUGUGAUUUGCACCAGUUCCAGACACCAGAGUUUCAUUCAUGCACAUAAUAUGUAAUACCUGAAAUGGGAGAUUCACUUGAAAAUAAGGA